GGGGGGAAUCCCGAUUUGGGAGCCUGGGGAUGUGUCUCCCGAGACUUGGGAGUGGAUCCCGCGGGAAGAUCCCGCACAGGGUAGCCAAUGGAUCCCGCACCACCAGGCUGAAGACUUGGGAGUCGAUCCUAGGAGUGGAUCGGGCACUGGCGGCCUGAGGUCCCACUCGAUCUCCAGCCUGGGGGUGGCGGGGGUCGGUGAUUGGAGACUGGGAGCUAGUUGAUCCCCACCUCCCACCUCCCUGUCCCCCCACGCUUGUCCGAGCCUUGGCAGUGGAUUCCGAGAGGAAAUCUGGUGGCCGGGAGCUGGGGGAUCGCCGGAGAUCGGGUACCCAGCCUGGAGCCGCUAGGAUCUGGACGUCCGUGCGGGUUGGAGGCCCGGAGGGACCCUUGUGAUGACACAGGAACCAUCCAGAUAAUCCAGGGUAACCUUCCCCAUCUCAAGAGCCUUCAUUUGGCCGCACCUGCAAAGUCCCUCCUGCUGUGGUUGCUUCCCUAGUUCGGAUGUUCUUAAUCCCCAUGGAUCCACAGCUGUAGCCAUGGCGACUCGGGUCGAGGUCGGUUCCAUAACUUCCCUGACAGGAGUGCCAGGCCUCGGCGAGAUCUCCAAGGAGGAGACCCUGAAGCGGACCUACUUCUGCCAGGCCGGCGAUGCCCCCGGGGCGCCCUCAGCGCUGCUCUUGGAAGGAAAAAGCCCCCUUAGGAGCCCGGCCCGCUUACUGCCCAGACUUGCCCCCAAGCCCUUCUGCAGGGAAAAGGCCCCGGACGUGAAACCCCUUGUCCCAUCCUUGGGGCCUGGCCCAACUAGCCUGUCUCCUCCCUGUGGGCGCUCCCAGGACGUGGUGGCAAAGGACCUGAGCGAGAAGAUGCCCAGCUUGGUGGGGCAGGAGGUGGGGCACGGGGAGGGCCUGAGGAGAAGCUCAUCUCUGUUCAACAAGGCCGCCUUCCCACGGCCCCGAUCCAGCGCCAUGAUUGUCUUUGAAACUACCAAAGCUGGCCCCGCUCCGGGAAAGGGGGUCAGUGAGGGGGCUCGGGAGGCCACCACGGGUGUGUGUCGGGAGCCCGCUCUGGGCUCCCGGCCCGAGGUGGCCGUCAAGCCUGCCCUGCCUGCCCGAAAGCCUGGGACCCUUCCCCGCCCGGCCUCCCUGUCACAGGACAUCAAGCCAGCUGCCCCCCAAGACGAGACAGGCCCAAGUGAGACUCUGUGGAAGGCCAGGAGUGUGGAGGACACGGGGGACCCCGCCCUGGAGCCCAAGCCUCGCCUGAGGAGAAGGCCCGUGUCGGCCAUUUUCAUCGACUCCAUUCAGCCUCAGAAGCCCGGCCCCGGCGGGGCGGCUGCGAUGGGGAAGGCGCCCCCUACCCCGCCUGAGAAGACAUGGGUGAGGAAGCCCAGGCCUCUGUCCAUGGACCUCACGUCCCGGUUUGAGAGCAAAGAGGCCCUGCUGAAGAAGGUGGCCGACGAGGCCGCCACAGGUUCCACUGUCCAGUGUCGGGGGCUGGAGGGGGCCGACCCGGAGCCCAAAGUGGACAUGGAGUGUUUGGUCAGAGCAAACCUUCGCCUUCGUGACCCAGACUCAGACUUCCUGGAGGUAGCCAGGAAGACCCGAGAACAGAAGGAGAAGGUGCUUUUCAAGCAGGCGGAGACGGGCAGCCUCAGAACUGCGGGGGGCUCAGCCAGGGACACCCCCACGGAUGACCAGCAUCCCGGGGAAGAGAAAGCCAAACUGCUCAGGGAGCCGGAGAAGGUGCCCCUGUCCCCCUCACCCAGACCGGGAAAAGACCAAGAAUUUGCCGAGGUCAAGAGCAGAGCAGCUGACGGGGAAAGCCGGCUGGAGGGAGGACGGGCCCCCCGGGACAGCGUCAAGAAGCGCCUCAGCCUAUUUGGGGAGGAGAGCAUCGUGGCCUUGGCAGCAGAAUCUGGACCUCCACCGGCCACCCCUGAGCCCCCGUCGGCUGCCCCAGAGCCUGAGAAAGUGGGUGUGAGCGUCCAGGAGCGGAUCAAAGGCUGGGCUGCCGAGAGCUCCGAGGCAAAGCUGGAGAUCAGGAGGAAGACUUUCCAGGCACGGCCGUUGUCGGCGGAUCUGACCAAACUGUUUUCGAGUCCAGCGUCAAGCAAUGAAGUCAAGUAUGAGAAGUGUCCUGAGCUAAGUGGCGAGCUUCCUAAGGAACCUGGAGAAAAGCAAAAGGAAGGGCAUGGUGUGGAUGGAGCAUCCCUCCCAAGAAGCCCCUGGAAGCCUGGUUCGCUCCGGGAGAAGUCUAGGCAGACAGAGUGGAAAGACAGUUCUAACCAAGUCCCCAGCAACUGUCGGGGUAAAAGCUCGGUGGGGGCUCUGAGCCCUUCUGACAGCACUCCAGAAGAUGAUGGAAGCUUCCAGACUGUGUGGGCCACAGUGUUUGAGCAUCACGUGGAGAGACACACCGUGGCUGACCAGUCGCGACACUGUCCCUCGGCCACGCCACACAGAGAUGUGGCAGAUGCCCAUGUCUCAGAAGUCAGACCCAGGCACGAGAGAAGCUCUUGGCUGGGGAAGGACCUGCUGGAAAAGACAAACCUCACGAAACAGAACUCCAGAUGGGUUGAAAAUCCCAAUACAGAGAAAUGGGGACGGACCACCCUUUCGAAUGGUGAACCCAAACAGUAUCACGUGCCCCUCCCGGAAGAACACCCUUUGGAUGAAAAACGCCAUAAAAACCCCUUCCUCCAACGCUCUGAAAAUCCUCCCCCAUCCCAGAGGGUCGAGCCCAAGUAUGACAUCCUGCACACGGUGGGCAAGCGUGUGCACAGUGAGGCCGUCUCCACGGCGUUGGAGGAAAAAGCCAUGACCCUGCGAAGUGGCAGGUCUCAGCUCUCACCGAAGGAGAGACAGCAGUCCCACGAGGUCACCCCUGCUGACCCAGAGUGCAGGCUGGGAGGUCAGGCGGGGUCUGUCCAAAGGGCCAGUUUGAUUUGGGAAGCUCGAGGGACUCAUGAAGUCAGUGGGCCAAAGCCGGACUUCCGAGAGCCGAAGGACACGUUUGGGGGCAAUUGCCUGUCACCCAAAUGGACAGGUGGGGUGACCGUGAACUGGCAUAAAGCCACUGUGGUGGCCAGUGAAGAGAAAGGCUCGGAACCGGGCCCCGAGAUCAACAGCGAGCGCUCAGCCAGGCCCUGUGGUCCCCAAGCCAGCUCUGGGAGGGCCACCCAGGCUGCCGUCUGGGAGGCCCUGCAGGAGGGGCCUGAUGAGGCCAGGAACAAGCCAGGAGGCUGCAGCUCAGCGGGAGAAAGGGGUCCCCCCUGGGGGUGCCCUCUGGAUCUUCCUCCCAGGGGUAAGGGCGAGCCGUCUGACUUCUGGGCAAGGUCGCAUCCAGAAGAGUGGGUGCAGAAGGGACCCCUCGCUGUAGCUGCUGGUGAGGGUGAGCCACAGCCGGCCCAGGCACCGGAGCCCGAGGCCAAGAUGCAGAAGGCGGGUCCCCUGGACCAGAGGUUCGAGAGGUGGCGGCGGCGGACGUUGCCCCACGACGUGAAGUUUGACGAAUUCAGCUUCCUGGCCCCAGAAAACUCUUGGAAGGUGGAGCAGAGACGAACAGACCAUUGGAGCCCCACCCCCAGUGCCUUAAGAAAACCUGAGCUAUCCCACCAUAGGGUGGAGACCCAGGAGGUGAGCCCAGGUGCUUCCCAGGACCCGACUAGGCCAGCGGUGAAGCAGGGGUCCUCUUUGGAACCCAGGGCGACAUUUUUUGCAGUGACGUAUCAGAUUCCCGAUACUCAAAAAGCAAAGAGUAUUGUUAGGCCAGGGCCUGAAAACUUGACGGAAUAUUCUAGAAAAACAGUCCCACCUCCUUCUCAUCCUCUGACAUCCACAUUGGUUUCUCUUAACCAUGAAGAGCCACUGGAGGCCAAGGGCAGUAACAACUGGGCUAACGGCAAAGAGCGCCAUAGCGCAAGCUGUUCAAAACCUCCGAAGCCAGCAGACCACCCAUCACCUCUUGGGUACAGGACUCUGGAUCCUUCUAGUGAAAGAAGCAUGGAUGCUGAUGCUUUAUGGAUCCGCCGGGGACCAGAAGAUGGCAUCGGUUUUCAGAGCAAUCGGAAGGAUAGUGGGAACAGGACACCGCCCAGCAAUGCUCCCAAAAGCCACCUGGAAGCCAGCGAUCUCCUCAUCAGAAGGGACCCUGAAGUGGUCAGUGCGAGGGUCCCAGGGAAAAUCAAAGAUGGCUACAGAUCCAGCGUUCUCGACAUUGACGCCCUGAUGGCGGACUACAAGAAGCAGGAGGGCCAGGAGUCAGUGGUGGGUACGCCCACAGCAUCCAGCGGCUCGACUCUGGAGAGGCCUGGCCGGCAAGGCAGGGUGGACCCAAGAAGGAGGAGCUCGAAGGAGAGGUCUGAAGCUGAGGGUCUCCGGAAACAAGCCAGUUUUGCCGAAGCAAACCACGGUUCCAGUCCUGGCUCCGGCCAGCAGCCAGCAGAGGCCCCGGGGGCAGCCGCGAACCCCACACUCAGCCCUCGUCUGUGGGCUUUGCCACUCUCAGCUCCUAAUGAAAAGUAUCCAGGGGCCUCUUCUGGCCCCGCGGGUCCCCGGGGACAAGUUUUGGGAACCCCUGAGGGUGACAGAAAGGAUUUGGUUAGUAAACCUCAGAGUGCAAAGUAUCCGAACUCCCCAGACGAGUCAAAGCCCACUCCCUGGGAGGAUCUGGGCAGUGGGGCCAGCGUGUUGGCCAGAUCCUCUCCCACUGACCAGAGGAAAGGGACCCCAAGGAAAUCCAUUGGGAGAGGAGAGGAGGACAGUGUGGUCCAGCGGGGCGAUCACUCAUACGACUGUGGCAGGUCACCGCUGAGUGUCAAGAGGGCCUAUUCGGAGAAGGGGCCCCCUGCCAAAGUCCGAGAGGGCCUGUCUGUCAUGCAGGAAGCCAGAGAGAGGAGGCAAGAGCAACCCAGAGGGAGGUCCAGCCUCCCCGGAGACAGUUCUGAGGCCAAGGAGACCAAAAUGGGGCCCUGCCGGCGAGAGUCGGGGACUCGAGACGGUCAAAAGGACCUGGGGAAGGAGGAUGCCCUGCCGGACAAGGAGCAGCCACCCUGGCAGGGGUCCCCCGUAGCCUCGGGCCCCUGGAGGAGCCACAGUUUCUGCAAGGACAAGAGGAGCGGGCCAUUCGUGGACCAGCUGAAGCAGUGUUUCUCCAGGCGGCCCCCCGAGGCCAAGGACACCGACACCCUUGUGCAGGAAGCCGACAGCCAGUAUGGGACAUGGACAGACCAGCGCCAGAGCGGGGAGAGUCUGGCCCCCGAGUCCCCGUCCCCGGACAGCAGUGCCGUGUCGGCCCGGAAGCAGCUCCCCAGCAGCCGCUUGUCCUCCCUGUCCUCCCAAACGGAGGCCACCUCGGCCGGGGACCAGCACAGCUGCUCCAGAGACCAGCGGAGCACCAGCGUGGACCAAUCCAGUACCGAUUUGGAAUCCACGGAUGGGAUGGAGGGGCUGCCUCCGCCAGACCCCUGCCCCGUGAAGAGGGUGGACGACUUCUCCUUCAUUGAUCAAACCUCAGUCCUCGACUCAAGUGCCCUCAAGACCCGGGUGCAGCUCAGCAAGAGAAGCCGCCGCCGGGCUCCCAUCUCCCACUCCCUCCGGCGCAGCCGAGUCAGUGAGUCGGAGAGCAGGUCUCCUUUGGAGGAGGAGGCUGACAACGUGUGGAUGUUCAAGGACUCAACAGAAGAGAAAUCUCCCAGGAGGGAAGAGUCCGAUGAGGAGGAGGAGAAGCCCUCCAGGGCUGAGAGGACCCCCACCAGCCAUCCGCAGAGGAUGCCUGUGUUUCCAGGCAUGGACCCGGCAGUGCUAAAGGCUCAGCUGCACAAGAGGCCAGAGGCCGACAGUCCCAGUGAGGCCCCAGGCUGGGCCCCCCAGCCCAAGACCCCCAAGUCCCCCUUCCAGCUGGGCAGUCGCGUGCUGCCCUCCAGCAUGGAGAAGGACGACAGGUCAGAAGAGCCCUCUCCCCAGUGGUUAAAGGAGCUAAAAUCCAAGAAGAGGCAAAGCCUGUAUGAGAACCAAGCUUGAGCAGACAAGGGUCACUGCCACAUCUAACGAACAGAAGCCUUAACUGUCAGAACCCGAAGAUGAGGCCACACUGAUGCCAUUCCUUCCUGCACAAGGCUCCCUCCCUGGGCCCUUCCAGUGGGGUGGAGAACACGGCCCCGUGCCUCCUGCCUCUCCACAGGCUCCCCUCCCCCGCCGCCGAUCGGGGCGCGAAGACCCGCCCUCCUCAAGCCCUUGCAUGUCUCCGCAGACAACACUUGAGGCUGAGGACGAAGCCAGGCUGCCCAGAAUUGUCCAUGCUGGUGGUUUUGUGUUUUAUGUGAACACUGUGCAUUUCUACCCACCGUAGACAUCACUCCGGGACCGUCAGUCUGAGGCUGGACCAUCUCCCCGGGUUCUGGAAAACACCUGUAUUAUGAGGGCACCUCUCCCCUCGCCACCCCCACCAACCCCCACCAGGGCAGGUCCUUUCAAAAGCCUGUUUCCAAGGAAGAAGACUCCGUUUCCUGCUGUGACUGUGGCCCAAGGCAGGGUCAUGGGGUUGGGUUGUGAUUGCUUUAUGGGCCAGUUCCGCCUCCUUCCCUCUCCCAAGAAUCAGCAGCUCCAAUUUUUUAAACAUACCCACCCUCUCGUUUCAAGUGUAUUUAUCGUCACAAUGGGGCCGUGCGCAUAGAUGACCUGCUCAUUAUACAUCACUUCGGUUUGCUUUAGAAGGCGUUAAAGCAAUAAUUCAGCCAGCUUUCUUUGAAAUUUGAUAUGUAUACGUUUUUUACGUUCAAGAGCAGAAGGAAAGAUGUGUGAAUAAUUGGCUUGAAGUAUCCGAUCGUCUCAGGUUAUCUUACCCCAUCCAUGUUUUUAAAAGAAAAUUCCAGUUGUCACCUUUGUAUAUAUAUUUUCCUGGUUUCUUCUCAUUUGAGCUCUGAUUUCUGUGGAGUGACCAUUGUCCCUUGGCCUCAAGGGUUCAUCAAAGGCAACCCGAUGGCAGUGCCUUUCGCACCCAAACAUCAGACCCGCCCUGAGAAUCUUCUUCUCCAGUCUUUUUUGAACAGCGCCCAAGAUGGAGGAAGCAUCAUUACAAAUUGGAACAAAUGCAUGAAUGGGAGGGAGGGGGUUCUUCUGUUCCCUCUCACCUCUUCCUUCUACCACUCCCCCGCCGCACCCCCUGCCAACUCUACCUGACCAAGUGCUUCCUUUAGGUCCAAAUGCAGGAAGGGAGGGGUCUUGCUGAAAUCCUUCUCUGGACAGACAUGCUGGAUGCCAGGUAACAACGUAUGGGUUUUGCUUUGCUUCCUUUUUUUUUUUUUUCUUGCUAGCUCUAAGCUCAUUCCCAGGAAUCUCUAAGACCUCUGGGGGUCGUAGGCACUCUCUGUAUGGUCUUUCUUUUUGGAAAUCCUCAACACCAGCCUCCUCCACGUCUGAAACCCAAGGCUCCAGCAAAUAUCCUGGAUGUGCUUGACUGGCCACCUGCCAUGCCUGGAGUUGCCAUAAACUGUGUGCCAACCUUGCCUGGGAGAUGCCCGUUGGUGAGAAAGACGCUUGGGGCAGUUCAUAGGGUCCCCUGUGACUGCUGAGGGACCCCAGGGCUGAGUUUUCUAAGGCUAGAUAGGGAAGAGAUGGGCCACAUGCACGCCCACCCACUGACUUCCCAAGACAUGAAAAUCUUUCUUGAUAAAUCCACUAUUUGCAAAUGAUGUCAAAACAUACCUUCCUUCUCCCUGGCCACAUCUCCAGGAGUCUCCAUUUGUCUCCCCCAUCUCUUCUUCCUUUCACCCUUUGCCAUCUCUUCCUUCUCUUGGGGGUGGGGGUGAGGGGUGGAGAGGAAUCCUGUUUCUCCAGGUUCAGCACCAUGGACAGGGACUGAAGCCCCGCCCCCUCCCCCAGUCUGACCUUUGGCUACCGUUGUCGACCCCGUCACCCACCCAGCCUUUUGCAUCUGGAAGCCUCAUGCAUCUGUGUCUGGAGCUUUGGCCCUGCUUGAUAACAGUUGUGUUCUUUUCAUUCCCAGAGGUAGUGGUCAGUCUGUUAUCUGUGGCCCUUGGGUGGAAAUUUGAUUCCUCCAGGAACUGCUGCUUUGGGUGAUUUUUCUUUCCUUUCCUUCGUUCUUUGUUUUAGAUCCAGUUAAUGUUCUGUUUUGUUCUGUUUUGAAGAAGGCUUCACGCCCAGCGUGGAGCCCAACGCAGGGCUUGAACUCAUGAUCCUGAGAUCAAGACCUGAGCUAAGAUCAAGAGUCAGACGCUUAACCAACUGAGCCAUCCAGGCGCCCCGAGAUCCGGUUAAUGUUUUAAAACAAUUUUGAUGCGGUGGCUCUCCAGGGCCAUAGGUCCCCUUGGAAGACACUCCUCAUGUUCUGACCAACUCUUCCUGGCUGCUCUCUGUCUUUCCUUCAGGUGGGAAGGGCCCCUUGGUACCAUCUUGGACAGUAGGAAUAGACCUGCUCUAUUCAGUGAGACUAUAGAUACCAUGCAAAACCCUCCAAUUCUUAAUUAGUUAUGUUUCAGCCCAAGUAUACCCAACAGGGAAGAAAAACACUUGAACAUGAGAUGAACCUGGAGAUCUUUUGCCCAGCCUCCCACACCUUGAUUGGAAACAAAAAUCCAUUUAAUUCCUCGCUGAUUAGGACAUACAAAGUCCACCCACCCCCCUUGAAACUGACGAGAGCAGCCUCACCUCUCCACUGCAGAGUGGACCCUCACAGUGGGUCAGGAACCACCCUCUCCAUGCAGUCUCCCCUUGACCUCUGGAUCCCACUACGCUCAGUGCAACCAAGUUAGAAGUGGCUGAUGCCUGGAACUUUUGCAGAUAGCUGGGCAAGCGUGUCGUUGGUUUUCCCCUCUUUCUAAGCCAAGCGGUUUGUAUGCUGGUUUUCUGGCCCUAAGCGAGCGGUUUCUAUGCUAGUUUCUUGAGUUUGCCUGGAGCUGCCUUUGGAAAUCUGUCUCUUUUUAAACUAACUUAAUAUGCCUUAAUCGUUUGUAUGCAAUCAAGUCACCUGCCCUCAUCUAAUCACCUUCCUGGGGGCCUUUGGCUCUCCUUAAAUGAGAGUCUUGCACAGAAAGCACAUCUCUGUACGUACAAUCUGUCUACAGACACACAAACACACACACCCUUUGCACAUCAGCAUUUUGACGGCCGGUGUUUUGAUAAGUCUGUAUCUAGAUCCCCUUCUUCGUGGCCCUUGCCUGAUGAAACAGAGGCCUUUGGCCUAUGAAAUCCCGUGGCGAGGCCUCAAGAAUCAGUUUUAUGGAGGAUUCCUUGGUGCCACCAGAGAAAUUCUGGUGAGGCUGAAGCCUCGCGUUGUUUCCUGGGGCGUUUGGGGUGACACAGACCUGACGGCCUCAGGUUAUCCGGGAUUCGGGAAAAGGACAAUCAGAUGGGAGCUCUUCCAGGGGGACAAGCCAAGUCCUAUGCUCUCAGACAAAUGUGUUUGCCUUUGUGCGUCCAAGGAAGUGAGGCCAACUCUAGGUAUUGCUAAGGAGCGAGCAUCGAAAUAGACGCAGGCCUGAGGUCCCAGAGCUUAGAGGCUGUGCAAGGGAGUGGAGGAAACCCAUGGCGUGCCCGCCCCCCCCCCCCCCAGAGGGGAGCUCAGCUGCUCGCACUCAGACCUGGUGGCCGCUUUGUCCACUUAACGCUUAUGCAUUUUCUCAUCACAAUGCCCCCAGAUUGCCCCAGGAGCUAGGCAUAAUCAUACAGCUGAAAAUCCAUAGGCGUGUGGUCAGAUCACCUCCAAAGCUAAAUGCUUUUUUAAAGACGACUUGGGCUGGCGUGGAAGACGGUGUUCCACGGAGAACGCUGUCGAGCCUGCCUCUCACUCUCCAGUUCUGUGUUUACCCCUCAAUCCCUGUGGUACCCCCUCACCCCCCAGUCCCGUCCCUUCGUACAGGAAACCAGAUUACUUAGCCUGUGUGUAAACUAGCAUUUCAGGGUGAGCCCGAGGGAUGUAGAGGCAGGAGAAAAGGUCUAUCCAAGGGGAGACAGCCUCGCCCCUAAUUUACACUGUGACAAGUCACUAGAGUAAAUGGGGAAGCCUCCUACAGCCUCAGUUGUGCCUUUCUUCCUCCACCACGCGUUCAGACGUGGAAGCAAAACUCCCAUGGCAUUGUGAUUCCACGGGGGAAGAGGGACAAUAUUGACGUGGAGGGAACCACUUGAAGCAGGCGGAACCCACUCCACAUCUGGAAGGGGGUCCACCUUGGGCUACAGCCACCUAGGGAGCCGUGGAUCUGGGCUCUGCCGAGAGGCUGCUACAAGUCAACCCUGUUGGGGUUUUGGGCAAGCUGAGGUUCUGGAAAUGCAGAGCCACGUGGAAAGCCAGUGGGCGCAAGUGUGCUGGGUCUUCGCCAGGCUCUCCCCUUUGGUUACCCCCCCACCCCUCUAGAAUUUGCUUUCUUUUGUUGGGAUUGGUUCCUGCAGGGAGGGGUGCAGAAAUCUGUGUUCUGGAAAAUCAGCCUGAGGUUCCUGGCAAAUUAACCCUUAAAAUCAAUCAGCUUCUGCCCCUCCCUUAAAUCUCCUUAAAUAGUCACCCUCUAACCUGGUACCUGAACAUCUCCCUCCAUGAUUCAGACUGGCCCUUUUUUUUGACAAUCUCCAGUGGUAUCAUGUCAGCAAAAAAAAAAACCAACAACAAAAAACCAAAAACCAAACAAACAAACAAAAAUCAUGCUGUUGUCUAAAGAACAAUUUGAGCUUUUUUACUGGUCUCAUUCCAAAUAGCCUUAUAGAUCCUGUAAAUAGGGGGCUCGCAAAAGUAAUAUAUUGUGUUAUGGAAGAUAUUUUGUACUGUGUUGUUUCCUAAAUCAUACCAAUAUGCUAGAAGUGAUGCACUUCCCAGAUGAUUCUGAUCCUCAAAACACUUUGUAAGAAGGGGCGGAGAGCGGAAAUACAUACAAAUACACUAUAUAUUUUCUAACGUUUCUUCUGAGUCCCUUCCUGAGAUAAAAUUUAAGUCACGUUAGAAAAGAAAUUCGAGUCCCGUGUGUACGAAAGUUACACCUGCUGCCUGCUGGCGUUCCUGCAAUUGCCUUAUGAAUUCACAAGCUCUAAGGGGUGCUGAACAGAAGGUGGACAACAGGCACUUUAUCCAAUCCCAGAAAGAAUCUAAUCGCAUGACUGAGCAUUCAUCUAGAAAAACCUAUAUUUUUAACCUUAAAACAAAUGGGGCUUCCCGGACCUCACAGAGUAUUGGGUAUCUACAAGUGCUUUUAUAUUUUGUAACUGUAAAGAGGUUUCAUACGCACAGAAGAACAGUUGGGAAUCUGGUCAACUGCCAUUAGACAGGAUGACCUUUGCAUGUACAAAGAUGUUGCAUUCAGCCCAUGAAAAUAGCAAAUAAAGCUUCAAUGCAAGUUGCACUGAAGAA
This is a messenger RNA of Mirounga angustirostris (Northern elephant seal), 11354 nucleotides long. RefSeq names its product KIAA1671 ortholog. Lineage: Eukaryota; Metazoa; Chordata; Mammalia; Carnivora; Phocidae. The transcript has 13 exons. Bases 539 to 6022 code for a protein of 1827 amino acids. The record is from RefSeq and is a predicted model, not a curated record.